This is a messenger RNA of Ananas comosus (pineapple), 1120 nucleotides long. RefSeq names its product ubiquitin-conjugating enzyme E2 27. Lineage: Eukaryota; Viridiplantae; Streptophyta; Magnoliopsida; Poales; Bromeliaceae. Bases 226 to 816 code for a protein of 196 amino acids. The record is from RefSeq and is a predicted model, not a curated record. The transcript is spliced from 5 exons. Gene Ontology annotation, cellular component: nucleus. Gene Ontology annotation, molecular function: ubiquitin conjugating enzyme activity; protein binding. Gene Ontology annotation, biological process: protein polyubiquitination; proteasome-mediated ubiquitin-dependent protein catabolic process.
GUUCUAGAGAAGCAGCUUACCAAAUCCCCCAACCCACUCGAGACCUUUCCUCUCCCCACUGCUCGUACCCUCCCCCUUCUUCCGCCACGCCGCGGAAGGGGACGAAACCCUAAGACCACAUCCAAUCCUAGGGUUUCCUCCUCUCCCCUUCUCUCUCUCUCACAGAUCCAUUUCUAGGGUCUCUCCUCGCCUUCCUCUUCGUCGAGAUCCUCGGGUACGGGAGAGAUGCUGGACGUGUCGAGGGUUCAGAAGGAGCUCGCGGAGUGCAACCGCGACCAGGCGAUCUCCGGGGUGGGCAUCGCGCUCUGCGACGGGGGGAGCGACCUCUCCCACCUCACCGGGACCAUCUCCGGCCCCGUCGCCACCCCCUACGAGGGCGGAACCUUCCGCAUCGACAUCCGCUUGCCCGGUGGCUAUCCCUUUGAGCCUCCUAAAAUGCAGUUCAUAACAAAAGUAUGGCACCCCAACAUCAGUAGUCAAAACGGGGCGAUUUGCUUGGACAUUUUAAAGGAUCAGUGGAGCCCUGCCCUUACUCUGAAGACGGCUCUCCUUUCUGUUCAGGCUCUUCUCUCUUCACCUGAACCUGAUGAUCCCCAGGAUGCUGUAGUGGCUCAGCAGUACUUGAGGGACCAUCAAACGUUCAUUGCUACAGCUCGUUACUGGACCGAGACCUUUGCCAAGAGGAUUUCUGUUGAUAUUGAAGAAAAGGUUCAGAAGCUGGUUGAGAUGGGGUUUCCGGAGGAUUUAGUGCGGAGCACGCUGAAGAGCGUCAACGGUGACGAGAACAUGGCCCUCGAAAAGCUAUGCUCGAGCUAAAGCUCCGCUAGUACUGUAAAUGAAAAUUAUGCAUGCUAAUGCACUCUGAAAACCUCAUGCCUUAUUUCAUCCUCUAACUCUUCAUAGUACUAAUCAUGGCGAUAGAUUACGGAAAUUUAAGUUUCUCUUCGCAUGGAGGAGAAGGUGCUUCUUUUAUGUACUACUCUAUGCUUCUUUGUGUACUAUUCAUUUGUAGUUCCCUUUCUCCCCAUAAUUUGAACCCCUAUUUUGUUGUCCAUGGGCAGCGGGCACUCAAAUGAGAAAUCAAAGCAGUAUAUGUGAGGUAAUGGCUUCUUUUCUUUUA